Messenger RNA from Trichobilharzia regenti, 3892 nucleotides. The record is from the annotation of a GenBank genome assembly. NCBI's taxonomy places the organism in Eukaryota, Metazoa, Platyhelminthes, Trematoda, Strigeidida, Schistosomatidae.
UGCAGUGCAGCGGGAUUUCGGGGUUAUGGGAGCCUCGACUGACGGACCUGUGUGCUAAGUUCUAGAUUGAUUCGUUAGUCAGUCGCGAAACAUCUGUAAUCAGUUACCUGUAACCGUCUCAGUCUACCUGGAUCUGGAGAUUGACAAAGCCACACCUAGGUGUGAAAGUCACCUUGUUUUCGCAGGUUUGUUGUUCUUGAACUCCACUUAGUCGAGGUAUAGGAUGCCUCUAUAGUACUCGUCUACACGACUUCUAGUUUAAGGACAGGAUUUUAAGUGGUUAAAUGUGUUGCAUCAGCCCUAGUGGAAUGAUUGUUAACGAGUCCUAAGUGGGGAUAAAGAAGGUGUGCAAUCUUCGGUGCCGGUAUGAUAUCUGCCUUGUCAUCAGAGAGCGUGCGUAACGUGCGUCACUUUCUCCCUUUAAAACUUUAUGGUCAUUAAAAGUGAAAAGUACCAAAAGACCAACGAUUAUUUUUUACUAUAGAUGUCUCCGUUCAACCUUCGUACUUAUUGGAUUAAUAUGGUCAUAAAUGAUGAGCUUAGGCAUGAAAUGACGGGUAAAGAGGAAAAGUAGGUUGGUGAAGCUUCAUCGAUUGAGGUGGCUAGGACGCAUGUCACGUAUCCCGAACCAGAGCCUUCCUCAACAAAUAGGGCUAAGUGAAAUGAGAUUAAUCCUAUAUCGGUUUGUUUUUUAUAUGCAUCACAUCGUUAAUUAAUAUUAUUUAUUGCAUCCAGCAAACUGUUCUACUCUGAAGACGAGCUUAUUUGUAUAAAAUAGAAAUUGUUAGUUGUCAGUGUGGUAUCUGUUGCCUCUCAUAUUUCACGUAUGUGGUAGUGAAUCUUGCGAUCACAGGCCUUUCUUAUGUCCCAUUUGUUUUUUUCUUUCAUAAGCACUGUUGGCUAAGGUUCUGCAUACUCACAAUUUUGCUUCGCUGUUACAGUCUAGUCCAAUGAAUAUUUUCAUAAUUAUUUGUUCUAAAAUUCAAAUAUUAAUUUUACAGGCAUCACUGAAUCUUGACAACUGCAAUAUCUCACCUAUUCAAGUGUAGAUGAAUACAAGCGUUGACGAUGAGCUGUUUGAAAAAACAUCAGAAAUCAUAAAUCAGUUGAUAUCACAUUCUAAAUCCAAAAAAUAUGAUACCGAUGAAUUCGAUCAGUUACUAUCAUCAUUCCUACACAGUUGCAAUCCUGAUGAAGCAUCAGUUGAUGUAAACAAGCAUCGUAUUAAUAUUGCUGUGAAUAAAUUAUCAAAACCAUCAAUUCUACGAAAUCUUGUAAUUGUUUACCGUGAUUUAGGAAGAAAAGCUAUUCCUUUGGGAUUUAGUCCAUUACUUAAAUCUGCUUCUCUGCCAGAUCCACCUCCUGUUCUUGAAUGGAUCCCAAAAUUUAUUACUUUUCAACAAACUUUAACAUCCUAUAUUGGUGUGAGUAUUAGUUUCGCCCAGCUGAUGAUAAAGUCUGAUGUUUACUUAACUGAAGCUCGACGGAUGCUAAAUCGUACAAGUACUAUGGAUUUAUAUGAGAAAAUCACCUGGUUGACAGAAUCUAUCAUUUCUGGAUUGAAUACUGCAGUACUAUAUGAAGAUGAAAUAAUCAACAGGCGAAUUAUUGAUUACUGUCUACGUAAUAUUAUAAUCCGUUAUACUUGUUCAAUGAAUUCACAGCUUCAGAGAACUAUAAUAAUUUUUUUAAGUUUCACUCAUACUGAAAUUGCUCAACUUCAAAUAACGAAAAAAAGAAUUAUUCAAUCAUUGAUAAAAUAUUUCGCUUCACUUAUAAAUAGCGAGAACAAAAUUGAUGAAUUAAUUAGUGUUAAGCAGAUGAACAAAGUUCUGCGUAUAUUGGCUUUAAAUACGGAGAAUAAAACUGCUUUCAUGAGACGUGGCGUUUUGGGCCAUUUAAAAUCAUUACUGAAGACAUUACCGAAUGACUAUGAGGAUGAGAUAUUACUUACCAUACGUAUUAUUACUUCUGAAAUUACUCUGGAGAAUUCCGUUAAAGAAAUUAAAUUACUUGCAACAAAAUUUUCUGAGAAAAUAAUAAAUUUUGAAAAACAGCUUCGAAUAUCUUCUGAUGUCUGUGACGAUGAUGAUGAUGAUGAUAAUGUUAAUGAUGAUGGCGAUAUCAAUGGUAGUGAUGUUCCAUCACCAAUGUCAGCAGAUCAUGGAAGGAAUGAUAAAGUCGAUGAAACGUUUCAUAAAGUGAAAGAUGAUAAUCAAAGUUCUUCUCAGUCAAAUGGUCAUGUCAUGAUUAGUUAUAGUCAUGCAGAUGGCAAAAUAGCGCUUCAAAUUGCAAAAAGCUUACAAGAAAGAAAUAUCAAGGUAUGGAUUGACAAAUUUGAUAUGAUUAAGGAAAUUGAUGUUCUAGAUGGUAUGGCAACUGCUGUAGAGGAUGCUUCAAUUGUAUGUAUUCUUUUUUCAAAAGCUUAUCAAAAUGGUGGAAAUACUGAAGUAGAAGCGAAACAUGCUCUAUCAAGAGGCAAAAAACGUAUAUUUCUGAGAGUUGAACGGAAGUUUGUUCCUACUCAUUGGUUAGGUGCUAUGUUAGGUACAAGUCGAUAUAUUGACUUUUCUGGAAAAUAUCCAUAUGAAGACAAAAUUGAAGAGUUAUACCAGACAAUUGAAAAUCUGAACAGUAAAUGAAACCAAUCCGUUUGAUGUAUAAAAGCGAAAGUGAAGCAUGCUGUUAUCAUAUCAGUCUGUUCACCAUGAUGAUGAUGAUGAUGUGAACUGCUGUGAAGUCUUCCAGUCCACUGCGUAUUAUUUUUUAUCUCACACUGUUUUUUUGGCAAUCUACUACAAAUUUGUCACAAGCGUAUAAAUAUAAUGGCAAUCAAAAUGUUAAAAAUCAAGGAAUUCAUUUAUAUUUUUGUAAGACAACUUUACUUUUGUGCAAAAUCUGUUCUCUUUUUUUUUCUUUUAAAAAAAGAAGUCUAAUUUGGAUAUUUUAUUUUUAAAAAUGUUUGAUUUUAGAUCUUUUUGUUUGUUUGAUUUCUAUUUCCGGUGAUUUUUUCACAAAGAGACUCAUUUAAAGUUGUUGCUUUUGGAGAGAGAGAGAGAGAGAGAGACAUUCUUAUCAGAUCAUUUAACCAGAUUCGCCAAGAGGGGCUUGCUAUCCUUUUACAGUCCAUUCAAGCUUGCUGAUGGAUACAACAUUGUGAACAUUGUGAUUGAAAUUGUUUUGAAUUAUCCAUACACAUUGAAAUAUUCGAUUGAUGAUUAUACAAUUGUGUAAAGUUAUUUAGCUUUUUUCAUGACACUGACAAAUCUGUUUAUACGAAAUGAUAUCUUGACGGAGAAAUCAUUAAGUUUAUAUUUCAUUUUGAAACCGUUUUACUUUUGUCCUUGUAGUUGAACAACAGGGAUAAUCCCGGUUGAGAUUAUACACAGUAGUUGAUAUAAUUCUUGACUUUAUCUUAGUGAAAUUAACUUUGUUAAAUAUAUAUAUCUUAAUAUUGUUACAGUAUGCAUGAUUGUUAUUAUUGUACAUUAAUGUGUUCCAAUCGGAUCUGGUGAUUCACUGAUGGAAUCCUCGCCAGUCACAUACGUGGUAGUGUAAACAAGCAAAACAACAGGCACACAGGUAAUGAAAACAGAACACGAACUGUGCAGAGAACGUUUAUUCCACGAGAAUUAGUUUUCUGUCUCUCUGUCUGUCUGUCUGUUUUCGACAUAGAACUUUGCAACGAUGUGCGACAGUUCGAGUCGCCACACUCCCUAAAUGUAGCACACAAAUCAAGAGAAGAAAGUAGAAGAAAUGCAUAAUAGAGACAGUAAGCAGAGGUGUGAGACAAAGAAAUAGAAGUAACGAAGAACAAUUUAGUUUCGUUGGAAAUCAUAAGUCACAAGGAGUAGAUGCAUCUGCGCUAGCCACUGAGAACGAUUUUGAGCCA